AUGCCCUUCACGCAGAGCAUCGCGCAAUGUCGACAGAGACUUCUUGGAAGCCUUUGCGACACGAUUCGCGGUGAUGUUGAAGGCCCGUGUACUACAGCAGGCACGCGGCCGGACAUUCGUCUGCGCGUCAUGUCGGCAACAGCUCUCAGCGUCGAUACGGCAAACGACACAUCGCGAGGCGGCGGCAUUCGCGGCUCGACCACGGCCCAGCCGUUUGCCACAGCUAGAAUCUCUCUCUCCGCGACACUUCUCGACGACCACGUUGCGCCGCGAUGA
Molecule: messenger RNA, 276 nt
Organism: Purpureocillium takamizusanense
Lineage: Eukaryota; Fungi; Ascomycota; Sordariomycetes; Hypocreales; Ophiocordycipitaceae
Exons: 2
Coding region: 1-276 (91 amino acids)
Source: RefSeq, a predicted model, not a curated record